AUGCCAUCCGCGCAACCUCCUCCUAUCCUCGCAAGCUCUUCCGAGCCAUCAUAUUCCCCCAUCACAGCCAGCGCGUCCACGAAUGCAGAGGACCGACACGACCGCUCUUCAUCUACACCCACCAACUCGUCCCGGCAGGGAGGCACCAGCGAGAGGGACAAGCCCCGAUUGACGGAGCAGGAAAAGAAGAACAACCAUAUUGCCUCGGAGCAGAAGCGACGCGCAGCGAUACGCGAGGGAUUCGACCGACUUACAGAGCUUGUUCCGGGUCUGGAGGGCCAAGGGCGGAGCGAGAGCGUUGUUCUGAAGAAGACUGUCGACUUUAUCCAUGAGCAGAUUGAGGAGCGGAAGAAGCUCAUCGCAGAGAUCGAGCGCAGAGGCGGGAACAUCCCCGAAAACUUGCGAUCAUAG
Aspergillus mulundensis is the source of this 411-nucleotide messenger RNA. RefSeq names its product putative bHLH transcription factor. The transcript has a single exon. Gene Ontology annotation, molecular function: protein dimerization activity; DNA-binding transcription factor activity, RNA polymerase II-specific; RNA polymerase II cis-regulatory region sequence-specific DNA binding. The record is from RefSeq and is a predicted model, not a curated record. Bases 1 to 411 code for a protein of 136 amino acids. Gene Ontology annotation, biological process: regulation of transcription by RNA polymerase II. NCBI's taxonomy places the organism in Eukaryota, Fungi, Ascomycota, Eurotiomycetes, Eurotiales, Aspergillaceae.